Cordyceps fumosorosea ARSEF 2679 is the source of this 2373-nucleotide messenger RNA. RefSeq names its product Zn(II)2Cys6 cluster transcripitional activator. The transcript has 5 exons. NCBI's taxonomy places the organism in Eukaryota, Fungi, Ascomycota, Sordariomycetes, Hypocreales, Cordycipitaceae. Gene Ontology annotation, biological process: positive regulation of transcription by RNA polymerase II; DNA-templated transcription. The record is from RefSeq and is a predicted model, not a curated record. Bases 1 to 2373 code for a protein of 790 amino acids. Gene Ontology annotation, molecular function: sequence-specific DNA binding; zinc ion binding; DNA-binding transcription factor activity, RNA polymerase II-specific.
AUGCCCCGCAGUAGCUUCUCUCGCAACCCCCUCUUGAGGGUCUCUCGCCCUGUGUCGGCCUGUUCGCGAUGUCGUUCAGCCAAAGUCAAGUGUGACGGAAAGCUCCCGGCCUGUACAGCCUGUGAAAAGGCUGGUAGAGAAAGCGAAUGCUCUGCCGCCAACGACCAGUUCGCCAGAGGCAAGGAGAGAAGCUAUGUCGCCGCUCUCGAGCUGCGCAUCGAGAAACUCGAGCGCCGCCUCCAAUUCGCCAAGUCGCGCAAAGCUUCUGUCGCUAACCAUGAACACGAUGUGCCUUUCAUGCAUGAUAUGAAUCGCAAAGACUCUUUGGCACUCAUCAAAGCCGCCAUUCACCGCAAAGCCGCCAGGAAUCGCGAAAACUCAGAUGUCAACUCGCUUGUGUCUGAUUUUGGCUACAUGUCUGUCAAUGCCGUUGCUCGCGACUUUGAACCCGAUGCCUUCAACGUGACGUUUGCCGGCCUCGUUCUCACUGCCACCAUGAACAAUGCGCUCCCUGCCUCGACAGAACCUGACCUACCCCCGAAACAGGUCACUCACUCGAUCGUGCAAUACUUCAUGGCGCACAUCUACACACUAUUUCCGUGCUUCUCCGAGACGGCACUAUUGAACGUCAUCAACGAUCUCUACCAAGAGGACCACCGCGUGAUACGAGACUCUGACUAUUGGCUCAUGUACAUGGUUCUCGCCAUCGGAUACACAGCCCAAAGCCAGAAGAUAAACGACACCAACUAUGAGUGUGGUGUUGAAUACAUUGUCAAGGCAUUGAAAUACGCAGAUCAGGCUCUCGCCCCCGGCAGCGGCACACAAAUUCAGUCACUGCUGCUUCUAACGAUAUACUCCCUCCUCGACCCAGCUCAUUUUGACAGCUGGCAUCUUCUUGGCUUUACUGCCAGGGCAUGCGUUGACCUAGGUUUCCAUCAAGAUCCACCUACGUCUUCUUCGUCUGACCGCACGGCACUUGAUAUUCGCCGCCGAAUCUUUUACUCUGUGUACGCUCUGGACCGUGCCAUUAGCAUGGUACACGCACGAACCUUCUCAUUUACCGACGACUCCAUCAAUGUCGCUUUCCCUGCCAGCCUAUCACAGUCGCGCAAGCAGUCCCUUUCAUCAGGUCCCAUUACGACUUCUCAGUCAACAGAUCCAGCGUUGCUGCUAUUCCAGCUUCGCCGCGCCCAGUCAUUCUGGUACCAGGAACUAUACCAGUCAGAUCCAACGCCUCUUGCAGACCCAACCACGUUCUUGUGGCAAAUGUGUCUUGACAUGCGUGAAUGGGGCGAGAGCCUACCUGAUACGUUACCCCUUGGGAUCCGCCGCAUGUUUGAGCAGGAGCUGCGAUAUAGCUAUGUGUACUGCAUAGCCCCGUCAGUCCGCUCACCGCAGAUUACAGAUUAUUCUCGCACCCUUAUCUUUGAGUACUCGCUGGAAUAUCUCAACAUUAUGCUGGAGAUUUCUCGGACAGGGCUCAACAGCGCGUUUUACACAUAUCACGAUGCCUUGAAGGUGUAUUUUAUGGGAAAUCAGCUUCUGGCUGUGCUACGUGAUGCUGAGGAGGUGCUUCUUUCUGGACGGCCCGUGCCCCCGCCUCCUCUUCGGCCAGGCUGCCCGCCCGCGCCGCCGAUCCCGCGCCGCACCGGCCUUCCUGCCAACAAUGCCCACGAUGCGCUGGAGCGCAGUGUGUGGUGCCUCGAGAGGGUGCACGAGACGCUUUCCAAGUACAGUGAGCGAUGGGAAGAUGCGAUGAUGCUCAAGGACAGCUUCCAGCAAAUUUCCGCCGACACUCUGCGACGCUUGCGCGAGCUCCAUGCUUUGCGCGGUGUCGCGCCUCAGCCUCACCACUCACCGCACCAGCACCAGCACCAGCACCAGCAGCAUCACCCCCAACACCAGCCGCAGCAUCAACAGCACCCGCAUCAACAUCAACAGCAUCAACAGCUUCGCCACUCACCGCAUCAGCAACAACAGCACCAACAGCAACAACAGCACCAACAGCACCAACAGCACCAACAGCAACAACAGCAACAACAGCAACAACAGCAACAACAGCAACAACAGCUUCGCCACUCGCCGCAUCAGCAGCAACAGCAGCAUCACUCCCAACAACAGCAGCAGCUCCCACAGCACCAACAGCAACAGCAACAACAUCAGCAGCACCAAAUCCAGCACCGCCCGCAGCAACUACCGCUACUCCAGCAGCAUGGCCAGUACCCUAACGGUGUAUCUGUCGGUCAGCCCGCCCCUGUGCCAAUGGCCGCCGUGCAGCAGCAGCAGCCACCGCAGCAGCAGCAUCAGCAUCAGCCAUGGGUGGGCGUCAACGUCUCGCAGAUGAUGCACGGGGGACCGCCUCCGCCGCGGUAA